Messenger RNA from Zingiber officinale, 732 nucleotides. RefSeq lists its product as uncharacterized. Bases 1 to 732 code for a protein of 243 amino acids. The transcript has a single exon. NCBI's taxonomy places the organism in Eukaryota, Viridiplantae, Streptophyta, Magnoliopsida, Zingiberales, Zingiberaceae. The record is from RefSeq and is a predicted model, not a curated record.
AUGGAUCCUAAGGAGCAAGUGCCCUUCUCUACAAGGGUGCUCUGCGAAAAGUUGCCUGAGGGAUACUGGCCUCCAGCUAUCGGUGAAUAUGACGGUAGUCAGGACUCGGAAGAUCAUCUCCGUAAGUUUAGGAACAUUGCUCUGUUACAUCAGUAUAGUGAUGCUAUCAAGUGUCGAGUGUUCCUUAAUACUUUAUCUGGCUCAGCGCAAAAAUGGUGUGACGGGUUGCCGAACGGGUCCAUCACUUGCUAUCAUGAUUUCAAAACAGUCUUCCUACGCCACUUCGCUAGUAGCAGGAAAUACCAAAAGACGGAUCAUUGCCUCUUCGCACUUAAGCAAGGGUCAGCCGAGCCCUUGCAAAGUUAUAUCAAGUGCUUCAACCAGGUGGCUCAGGACGUUCCAUCAGCCACCUCCGAAAUAUUGAUGAGCGCCUUUUCUCAUGGAUUAAUAGAGGGGGAGUUCUUCUGGGAUCUCAUUCAAGAUCCCGUAAAGAACUUCGACGAGAUGCUGGGGAAGGCCACUAGCUAUAUCAAUGUAAAGGAAGCUCAGGCUGCUGAACGAAAAGCAGACAAGGUGUCUACUUCCACUAAUAAACUAGAAAAAAAGCCACCACAUCCUCCAACCCAACCUCUUCCACGUGCUCAGGACGCCCGACCUCCCUUGGGGCCCGGUUUGGAUACCCGACCGACUCCACGUGUAGCAGCUGUUCAAGCCCCAAGGCCUGGGUCGUGA